CGGGGAGCUGUUGGUUCAUCUGUUCAACCACCGCGACCUUCCCCUUGCCCCCCUGCCAUAAUUAUCACAGACCUAGUCGCCUCAGCUGUAUUUGCGCAUUCAGAGGCUGACUUAACCAAAAUAACUACCGAACAACAAAGAUCAAGAGCUACAGUCUCAGUCACAGACAACCGCCAGGAUGCCUUCCCACCCGCGGGUAGAAGAAGUCGAGGACAGCGACCUUGAAAUGUCCGACCCCUCCGAGGGCGACAUUGACGACUUUGCCGAAUCCGACAUUCUCGUCCAGCGCGACGCUCCUCCCGCCUACGCCUCCAAAGUCAUGCCCGGGCCCUCCUUCACUCCUCUCUCCGCCGCCCACCGCGCGCAGGCCGAAAAGCAACACCAACAAUUCCAAGCUGCCCAGGCCGCCCAGGCUGCCGCCGCCGCUCAACAACGACAAGUCCCUCCCCCACAAUAUUCCCAACAACAACAACGACAGCCAGCCUACACCCAGCCCCCCGGCUACCCCCAGAUGCAAACCACCACCGACGACUCGGCCUACAAAUCCUUCCAGUGCCUGUACCCAUGCUACUUUGACGCCACGCGCUCGCGCGCCGAAGGCCGGCGCGUGUCCAAGGAGCUUGCUGUUCCCAACCCGCUAGCGACCGAAAUCGUCAACGCCUGCGCGCAGCUCCGCCUCUCCGUCGUUCUCGAGGCAGGCAAGCUGCACCCCAAGGACUGGGCCAACCCUGGUCGCGUCAAAGUGAACCUCAAGGAAUUCAUCCGUCUGCAUGGCGAGAAUGGGAAGCUGAAGAAUAAACACCACUUGUAUAUCCUCGUGGCGGAGCACUUGAAGAAACACCCGACGACGGACGAGAGUCCGGCGUUGAGGGUCGUGGUGAGGGGCGCGGGACCCCCGCCUAGAGAAAUGUUGGAGGAAGGCAAGAAGUGGCCGAGGCCGGCGGUGCCGAGGGGGUGGAAGAUGAGUGAGCUGUUGCCGUACUAUAGUCCGGCGAUGACGGGCGGUGGGGUCAGUGAGAAUUUCUUGAAGGAUAUGAUGAAGGAGAUGGGACCUGGUGGUAUGCCGGGCAUGCCGGGGAUGCCAGGAGGAGCGGGAGCAGGAGCGGGAGCAGGUGGGAUGCCGGAUAUGGCGAGCUUGUUGCAGGGGAUGGGAGGGAUGGGAGGAUUGGGUGGGUUGGCGAAUAUGUUGGGGGGGAUGGGUGGGAUGGGAGGUAGUGGUGCGACGAGUCCGGGGGCGAGUGGAAGUGAGGCGGCGGGGAAGAAGAAAGGGAAAGGAAAGAAAUAG
Messenger RNA from Neurospora hispaniola, 1285 nucleotides. RefSeq lists its product as uncharacterized. Gene Ontology annotation, molecular function: 7S RNA binding. Gene Ontology annotation, cellular component: signal recognition particle, endoplasmic reticulum targeting. Lineage: Eukaryota; Fungi; Ascomycota; Sordariomycetes; Sordariales; Sordariaceae. Gene Ontology annotation, biological process: SRP-dependent cotranslational protein targeting to membrane, signal sequence recognition; SRP-dependent cotranslational protein targeting to membrane. The coding region runs from base 179 to 1285 and encodes 368 amino acids. The record is from RefSeq and is a predicted model, not a curated record. The transcript has a single exon.